AUGGGUGUUAGUGCGAUACUGUACUUCACGGCGAUAUUCGCAGCAACAUUGAUAGCCGGCUAUCAGUCUUUAUGCGCUAAGGAACUUCCCAGUACAGUGCACAAUUGGCAUCCCGGAUCCACGAGUGACUGGGGCCAACCACUCAAGAUGGGCUCCGUGCAUCACCGAGUGAGACGUGACGGGAAUCGCGAGCAACAUGGCACCUCUCCUGUUUUUGUGCCAAGACAUCUCAACAGAGAUUUCAUAUUGGAUUUACUACGUAUUGGGCAGUCCAGUGAGAGGACUAGAAAAUUCGCUGGCUCUAUUCCGGGCCACUGCGGCGUCUGUCUGGCCAGUUCAAAAAAGACAAGUUGUUGCUGUUGUUGGACGCGGCAACCCGGUCCCCCUUUUCAUUGCAUAAGGACUCUCUAUGUGUUGAUAUAG
Molecule: messenger RNA, 423 nt
Organism: Neurospora tetrasperma FGSC 2508
Lineage: Eukaryota; Fungi; Ascomycota; Sordariomycetes; Sordariales; Sordariaceae
Exons: 2
Coding region: 1-423 (140 amino acids)
Source: RefSeq, a predicted model, not a curated record